Molecule: messenger RNA, 2048 nt
Organism: Microplitis demolitor
Lineage: Eukaryota; Metazoa; Arthropoda; Insecta; Hymenoptera; Braconidae
Gene: CCT3
Product: T-complex protein 1 subunit gamma
Exons: 3
Coding region: 174-1826 (550 amino acids)
Biological process (GO): protein folding
Cellular component (GO): chaperonin-containing T-complex
Molecular function (GO): ATP-dependent protein folding chaperone; ATP binding; ATP hydrolysis activity
Source: RefSeq, a predicted model, not a curated record
AACGUAUAGGCUCGACACUCUCCUGUCCAUGUUCCGUGACUUAACAAAUAGUACAGAAUUUUUUUCGUAUCCAUUUUUAACUGCUUCCUGCCUUUUUCUAUCUAACUUGAUAUUUAUUGGCAUAUAAAUUCAUAAUUUAUAAUUAAAACAGUUGAAAUACAUUGUAAACAAACAUGUUUGGUCCGGGUGCUGCGCCUUUGUUGGUUUUAAGCCAAAAUACAAAACGUGAUUCCGGUAAAAAAGUGCAAAAAGAAAAUAUUCAAGCUGCCAAGAACGUUGCAGAUGUCGUUAGAACUUGUCUUGGACCACUAGCAAUGUUGAAAAUGUUAAUGGAUCCAACUGGUGGAAUAGUGAUGACCAAUGAUGGAAAUGCUAUUUUACGUGAAAUUACUGUUCAACAUCCAGCUGGUAAAUCAAUGAUUGAAAUCGCUAGAACUCAAGAUGAAGAAGUCGGAGAUGGAACAACAUCAGUAAUUGUUCUUGCUGGAGAAAUUUUAGCGACAGCUGAACAAUUUUUAGAACAAGGAAUGCAUCCAACUGUUAUCAUAAGAGCUUACAGACAAGCUUUAGAAGAUAUGGUUGAAAUUUUACAAGAUCAAAUUAGCAUUGAACUUGACUGUAAUGAUCGCAAUAAAUUAGUCGAAGUUGUUAAAUCAUGCGUUGGUACUAAAUUUAUUGGACGCUGGUCUGAUUUGGCGUGUCAAAUUGCUUUAGAUGCUGUUCAUACAGUCUUACUUGAAGAAAAUGGACGCCGUGAAAUCGAUAUAAAACGUUAUGCUAAAGUGGAAAAAAUUCCUGGAGGUAGUAUUGAAGAAAGUCAUGUUCUUAAAGGUGUUAUGCUGAACAAAGACGUCACCCAUCCUAAAAUGAAGCGAUGCAUAAAAAAUCCACGGAUUAUUCUUCUUGAUUGUAAUUUGGAGUACAAAAAAGGUGAAUCGCAAACCAAUGUUGAGAUUAUGAAAGAUACUGAUUUUACCCGUGUUUUGGAGCUAGAGGAAGAGCAUAUUAAAAAAAUUUGCGAAGAUAUAAUUGCUGUUAAACCAGAUGUUGUAAUAACUGAAAAAGGUGUUGCUGAUCUUGCUUCACAUUUUCUGUUAAAAGCUGGAAUUUCAGCAGUUCGUCGUGUUCGUAAAUCAGAUAAUAAUAGGAUUGCACGAGCAUGUGGUGCGACAAUCGUUAAUCGUACUGAAGAACUUCGUGAAGAUGAUGUUGGUACUGGUGCUGGACUUUUUGAAAUUAAAAAAUACGGCGAUGAUUAUUUCUGUUUUAUUACUGAAUGUAUUAAUCCAAAAGCAUGUACAAUAGUAUUGCGUGGAGCAAGUAAAGAUGUUUUGAAUGAAACUGAACGAAAUUUACAAGACGCUCUUCACGUUGCUCGUAAUUUACUGAUGGAACCUAAAUUAGUACCAGGUGGUGGUGCUACUGAAAUGUCAGUUUCAAAACUUUUAAUGGAGAAAGCUGCUGGAAUAGCUGGUGUUGAACAAUGGCCUUACAAAGCAGUAUCACAAGCUUUAGAUAUUAUUCCGAAAACAUUAGCUCAGAACUGCGGUGCUAAUAUUAUUCGUACAUUAACUGCAUUACGUGCUAAACACGCAACUGAAGGUAAUACAUGGGGUAUUGACGGUGAAACCGGUGAAAUUGUUGACAUGAAAGUACGAGGUAUUUGGGAUCCAUUGAGUGUUAAAAUGCAAACUUAUAAAACAGCUAUUGAAACAGCUAUUCUGCUAUUGAGAAUAGAUGAUAUUGUUUCGGGCAGCAAAAAAAAGGGAAAUGAAUACAACCAAAACCAAAAUGCAGCUCCCACAGAAGAAUCAAUGAAAGAAUAACUAUAAUAAAAAAAACUAACAAGAACACACUUUUUUAAAAAAUAAUAAUGCUUAUAUAAAAUAAUAUAGUUAUGCUUGUUUCGUCAUUUCAUUGUCUUAUAUUUUUUUCGAUUCAUAUAAAAACUAAUAAUUUUUCACACUUUGUAUUUCACUAAGCUAAUAAAUUUUCAUGUAAUAAAAAAAAAACAUUCAAUUUUUAGGAUUAAAUUUUUAAACAAUAAA